This is a messenger RNA of Acanthaster planci (crown-of-thorns starfish), 2143 nucleotides long. RefSeq names its product t-complex-associated-testis-expressed 1 (gene tcte1). NCBI's taxonomy places the organism in Eukaryota, Metazoa, Echinodermata, Asteroidea, Valvatida, Acanthasteridae. The record is from RefSeq and is a predicted model, not a curated record. Gene Ontology annotation, molecular function: protein binding.
CGCUAUUUACUCUUGUUGUCUGGCAACCCAAACAAGUACGUCGAGUUCGAGUUGGGAGUUUGAGGUUCUAUUCAGUGCUUGAGUUAGGAGAAUUCUACUUUCAUUGUGAACGACACCAUCCGCUACAACAGCAAUCAUGACAACGGAGCCUCCAAUCACUGACCAGGGGAGUGUCCACAGCGGAGGCAAGGAGGACAUCAACAUGAACAACAAUGCCAAGCCAGGAGGGGACAAACAGCCCGGAAGGGCAGGAGUGCGAAGCGGAGGUCGCAAGUCCCUGCCGUCACCGAUAACAAGUGCCCGGAGUAACCCCGCCGCUGAUAAUCGCAAUAUGAGACGCAUCAUUGCUGAAGAUCCUGACUGGUCACUGGCUACUGUGCCCUUGCUGACUGAGCUGUGUGUGAGCCAUGUUGUCAACAAGUUUGCAGAGCAUCCCAAACUAGAUGAGUUACUGCCUAAAUAUAAAGCCAAGGUCUUGGAGAAGAUUUCCACGGACCUUCCUCUGAAUGUGGUCGCUCACCUUGUGUCAGAUGAAGGCUACUGGGAACGUCGCUGCAAAUCCCGCUGGCAGGUCUGUGAUGUCUCCAAGUUUGACGGCAGCUGGAAGAGAAUGUUCUUUGAGCGUCACCUAGAACACAUCGUCGAGCACUUCGUCCCCGAAACCACAGACCUGACGGAGCUGAAUGCCACCCUGCCACUUGCGAGCCCCUACAUCAAACGGCUGAACAUCAAGCAGCUCCUCCCACCAGUUAAGGAGGAGCUCGCCAAACAGGUGGAGGAUGUGUCAGACGCGGGCAGCGACGCGGGACUGGAUGGGCCCAGCAUGGACCACUUUGAGUUCAGCCUUGUGACCCAGAAGCUGCCCCACCUCCAGGAGCUGCGCAUCACCUACGGAGUCCAGGACUGUGGCAUGAACUUUGAGUGGAACCUGUUUCAGUUCACUUCCCGCGACUGCCAGCUCCUCUCCAAGUGCCUGAAGGCCUGCCGCUCGCUCAAGAUCUUCCAGCUCCACCGCAGCAAAGUGGACGACGAUAAGGUCCGAGUGUUGAUCGCCCACAUCCUGGACCAUCCGUCCUUGCAGGAGCUGGACCUGUCUCACAACAUGAUAGGGGACAGUGGAGCUCGUGCCGUGGGCAAAUUGCUCAACGGACACUGUGUACUGAAGAAGAUUGACUUGUCCAACAAUCGUAUCAGAGCCAAUGGAGCUGGUGCAAUUGGUCAUGCACUGGCAAAAAACACAUCGCUCAAAUACCUCAACAUCAGACUGAACAGAAUGGGUGAUGAAGGUGGCCAAGCACUAUGUCGCGCCCUCAUCAAGAACAGCACCCUAGAAGAACUGAAUGUUGGAAGCAACGACCUAACAGAACCCACAGCAGCCAUCAUGGCUCAGGUCGUCAUUAACAACAUCACGCUCAGGAGGGUCAACUUGUCCUGUAACAGACUGGGCCCAGAUGGAGGCAAGCAACUCCAGGAGGGCAUGGAAGAGAACAAGACCAUCUUGGAGCUGGACUUGAGACUGACAGAGGUUGGGCAGGAGUCAGAGUACUGCAUCAAUCAGAUCUUGAAGAAGAACCAGGAACGGGAGCGGGAACUCCAGCUGAUGGAGAAGGAAAAGAACUCGCUGGACAGAUAGAUGGGACAGGUGGAUAGAACGUGGGAUUAGGUCUGUGCUGGAGUUCAAGUGAUUGGUUUGAAUUUUAUUGUGUAAUAUUAUACAGAAACAAAAUACAUUGGUAUAUGGCCAUCUCUUGUGUACAUGUACGCAAACUCUGCUGUGUUAGAGCAUUCCUGUUUUGGCCUACAUUGUGUGGAAUGUACUUGUGUACUUGUCACCGAACUCUAUUUGAGGAGUAGAAUAUUAUCAGGUCUAUUUUGAGUAAAACUGGCCCAAAACAUCACCCUUGAUAUAAGUUUAGUCCAUAAUUUUGGUUUUCUCUGCAGUCUUCAAUAAAAUUAUAAUUUAAACAAUGUGACUUGAGUACUAUCCGCCCCGAACUGAAGUGCACCAUCAAUCGGCAAAAGAAAGACAAGUGGUUACAAGUGGGUUCAUGCACGCAGUCUGCGUGCAAGACCAUACAUGCUGGAGUAAAUUAGUUACGCGUACUCAGCGUGCUCCGCAUCAAACGAGCAUAUACUUGCGCAC